Xenopus tropicalis (tropical clawed frog) is the source of this 2629-nucleotide messenger RNA. Its product is annotated as butyrophilin subfamily 3 member A2. Gene Ontology annotation, cellular component: membrane. NCBI's taxonomy places the organism in Eukaryota, Metazoa, Chordata, Amphibia, Anura, Pipidae. The coding region runs from base 1160 to 2542 and encodes 460 amino acids. The transcript has 13 exons. The record is from RefSeq and is a predicted model, not a curated record.
UUUUCCGCAUGACUUGAUGGUUGGCAGCGCUACAGAUUCAUGACAGAGAGUGUUAAAGAGACAGUACAAGCCUGUAGUUUACGUGCCGCUAGUAUGUUUUGGGGGAGGGGGUUGGUUUAAAUCAAAUAAUUCAACAAUGGAAGAAUAUAUGAAUAUAGUAAUUUGAAGCCGUUAGCUGUUUGUGAAUAGUGACUAUUUAGCGGUAUUUAGUAAUAUGUAGCGUUGUUUCCGCCCCACUUCCUCUUAUCACAUGACGAGAUCGAGUUGCUGAAGCGCUGAGUACCAGGGGCCCUAAGGCAUGGGGUUUAUCGUUGCACCCUGGCAAUAGAAGCCAAUUGUUCACGUUUUUAAGGCGAAUGACUGCAUAUUGGGGAUGUGUAAAUGUUUUUACUCCAGGCCACUUUUAUUGGUCUUUAUUAUUUAUUUAUUUCCGUCAGCCCUGCCUGACAGCUGAGCUUGACAGAGAGCUACUGAACCGGCUCUGACUGCAAGGCCCUUCUAAACCAGACGGGCAAAAUAACUCAUGAAAAACAAUUACAAAAAUGUGUCUGCACUACUUCCCCCUUGACGUUCUGAUGGUACAGUCCUAUAGCAAACUUCCCCUUGAAGUUCUGAUGGUACAGUCCAAUAGCAAACUGCUCCAAUAGCAAACUUCCCCUUGAAGUUCUGAUGGUACAGUCCACUAGCAAACUGCUCCAAUAGCAAACUUCCCCUUGAAGUUCUGAUGGUACAGUCCAAUAGCAAACUGCUCCAAUAGCAAACUUUCCCUUGAAGUUCUGAUGGUACAGUCCAAUAGCAAACUGCUCCAAUAGCAAACUUCCCCUUGAAGUUCUGAUGGUACAGUCCACUAGCAAACUGAUGAAAUGACUAGAUUUAAUCCAUAUUAUGUCAUUUGCAAAUAAAUCACUCCAUAGUGAAAAAGGCUGGCACAAAGAACUGGACCAUUGAAAAUACAUAUUUUAUUUAAAGAAAAAGGUCUUAUUUGCCACAGGUAUAGGAAGACAAAUAUACAGAUAUACAAAGCAGAGAAAACAGUGGACGGAACCAAACUCAGUUUUAAAAUAACACAAAAAAGAAGAGGAGAGAAUACUUUAUAAGGAAACCAAUAGGUUUGGUCCCGAUGGACAUUUUCCAGGAGGGGAUGUCAGCUAUAUGAUAGAUGGCCACCUCAUUACAACUAAUUGUUGCACUACUCUUACUAAAUCAGCUGCCCCCUGCAGAGAACUUCAAUGUCAUUGCCCAGGAGAAACUGGUCACUGCAACUCUCGGUAAAGCUGCCAAGUUAACUUGUUAUCUUAAUCCAGCAACUAGUGCUGAGCAUAUGGAAGUCAGGUGGUACAGAUCAGUAUUGAGACCUUACGUACAUCUUUAUGAGAAUGGAAAGAGUGACUACAACGAGCAGAUGCAAGAGUUCCAUGGGAGGACAGAACUCCUGAUGGAAAACAUCAUUAAAGGAAAUGUGACGCUCAUCAUUCAUGAUGUGAGACCUUCGGACGAAGGGCUGUACAACUGCUUUUUUGUCUCUAGUUCAUCCUAUAAUGGAGCAGAACAGGAGUUAAAGGUGAAAGCAAUAGGAUUGGAGCCUUUAACUCAUAUUGAGAAUUACCAUCAAGGUGAAAUAAUGGUAUCCUGCCAGUCUAAGGGCUGGUAUCCAGAACCUGAAGUAAUGUGGAGGCGCAGUGACGGUGCCAUUGUUCCACUAUUAAACUCUCAAGCAACAGUUGCAAAUGGCUUGUUUAACAUUGAGGCAUCCAUAAAUGUCAGCUCAGGAUUUAGAUUCACUUGUGUGAUCACUAAUACCAUAUCUAAUGAAGUAGCACAAUCAUCAAUUUCCAUAUCACGCAACAUUUUUGGCACAAUCCAACGAAGCAACACAUCUCGUUUUGUUGUACUGACUGCCUCUUUUGUUGUCACUCUUAUCUUCCUAUUGGUUUUCGUUAUUUUGUUUCAUUCUAUGGAAGAAAAAAACAAUAAGGAGAAAGAUCAAUUGACUAAGGAGAUAUAUAAAAUGACAAAGGAGACAAGGGAACUGAAAUCAGACAAUGAGUUUCUUAGGAGAAUGCUGCAGUCUAUAAAAGUGGAUAUUACCCUAGAUACAGGGUACCAUGUAUAUAAUGGACUCUGUAUAUCGUACGGUGGGAAAUCUGUAGUACAAAACCUUCCCAACAGAGAGUUUGGUGUUCUAGGUCUUCAAGAACUCACAUCGGGGAGACACUACUGGGUAGUGAACAUACUAAGGUGCUGGAAUGGGUGCAUUGUGGGAGUUGCAGACAAGUCGAAACUAAAUCCACAUUUGCACAUUCCCAGCCCCCAAAAUGGAAUUUAUGCUCUGUGGCUCUGGAGAGGAGAUUUUAAAUAUUGUAAAGCUCCAGGUGAUCCCUUAAGGAUAAUGGUAUGUUUGGAGAUUGAAAACAGGAGCAUUUCAGUGUUCUGUGGUGAAACAAAAAUGUUAAUACACAAAAGGUACUUUGGCGAAUGCUUACGAGGACGUCUGUGUCCAUUUUUCCGCUUGUCCCUGGGGGCUGAAAUCAAUUUUUUUUGAAUGUUCAGCAUUGUGUACAGAUUUUAUUUUUUAUUAUUAUUAGUUAUAUUAAGAUCAUUUUAUAAAUAAAAUAAUAUACACAUGAAA